GUCUUCAGGUAGUUUUUGUUCCUACAUAAUUCAUUUUUAGCUUGUUAAAGUAAACUGAACACAACAUGGUGACACUGACAGCGAUCGUAGCGCCUCUCGGCCGACAAAUCCACAGACAUCUGGCGAAGCAUGUCAGAAGACAGCGAUGGAUACCUGCUCGGGCAUGCAACUUGUCCGCAUGCUCCAGCAGAUUAGCCCUGAGUCAAGGCUCCGCCCACAAGAGAUAUAUAGGCCAUGUUUAUGAUGUCUGCAGAACAUUUCAUUGAAAACAUCCCUGAAGAUGCAAUAUAAGUCACGAGGUUUUUUGCCUGUAAGAGUUUUUAAAAAAUUAGUUUUAUCAGGUUGUAGUAAGUAGACAAAUAAAGAAUAUUAAACAGGGUAUAACAUGGGGCCUGAAACUCGUUUUUACAAGAGUGAGUGGGUAACAAGAUUGUAAACUUAGGCUAAACUAAACUCAGUGGGAGUAGUUAUUUAUAAACUUAGAUUUCAUAAUUUUUUUGUAAUUGGUUUGCACGCAAGAAGUAUCAUGUAUAACAAUGUCAUAUUCUUGAAUAUUACUAUAACUGUUGUAUAUGUUUGUUCUCAUAUCUUUACCAUGCAAGUAGUAGCUGUUACAGAUUUCAUUUCUAUUGUGUAGACCUUAUCUUAUCUAAAACCGAUUGGUUUAUCAACACAUAAAACGGGUCUUUUCCGAUUUUAACGGUUUAAGCCUCACAUUGAAAGCCACAUAAAAGCAAAGAACAGUUAAAGUUUAAUAAGUAAAGGUUACUUACAACUAACCUAGUUGUAAAAUCAAGUGAACAUUAACAAAGGAACAAUAAAGUGUUUUUCAGUUAUUGUGGUCUGGCAGCUCCAUGCUUUUGGUAAUGAAAAUUACAGAGUAAACAUCCCAAAUCAAGUUUAUUACAAAUGUUCAUUUUAAUCGACAUUUAAUCAAAGACUGAGCUUAAAUAAGAUAUUUUAUAACAGAGUUAUAGUUAGAACCCAUGCUGUGUUUGCUUACCACAAAAUGGGUCAGCACAGUUAUAAUCCCUCUUUACUAGACCACUUAAAUGGCUGACAGGUCAGGAAUUAUAGUAAAGGCCAUUUUAAUCUCAUGAAAAGCCUGUUGAUCACAUUCUCUGGUCGCUUUAAUUCCUUCUGUAGAAUUUAGAGCAUGUGACCACAAUCUAAGCAGUUAUUGUGCAAGAAGAGCUCCGAUAGCAAACCUUCUUGCUGUAUAAAGGAACUCUUUCGUGUUUGCUCAAGGAUAGCCUAUAACGUUCCCAAGGCAAAGACUAUUCAUAAAGGUGGCAUAAAAUCCUGCUGACUGUCUUCCUGUUGAGCGUUACAGUCAGUUUUUCCCUGACAUUCCGAAUGUCAGGGGUUUUUUUUUUUUUUCUUCUUUUUUGAGUCAUCGAGUCACAGGAGGAAGCAUAUUUUCUUCUCGACUUUUACUUCUCUAACACAUUCCAGAAGGACGGCUCGUCUCCUCUUUGUGCCGCUUGAGUUGGAUUUCUUUCUGCUGCUUUUUUUCUUGUUGGGAUUUUAAGCAUUUAAUUUUAGAAUCAGAACAAAUGUGUAACGCAACGUGUGAGGCUGCCCUGUGUGCCAUAAAAUUACAUCCGAUGUGGCAGGAGCCGCUUGCCAUUCCCGGUGGAGAUCGCCAGUCUCCUAUUGACAUCGUGGUGCGUAAAAGCAUCUUUGAUCCGCAGCUCAGACCUCUGAAAGUGCAGUAUGACCCAAGGACCUGCCAGCAGAUCUGGAACAAUGGUUACUCUUUUCUAGUCGAGUAUGACGACACCACUGACAAAUCUACUCUGAAGGGAGGACCACUGGAGGAUCAGUUCAGACUGUGUCAAUUUCAUUUCCACUGGGGAGAAAACAACACCUGGGGCUCUGAGCACUCCAUAGACCGCCGCCUUUACCCUGCUGAGCUCCAUCUUGUUCACUGGAACUCUGACAAGUACAGUUUGUUUGAGGAGGCUGUUAUGGAGGAGAAUGGACUAGCUGUUAUUGGAGUCUUUCUUAAGAUUGGAAAGAGGCAUGAGGGUCUUCAGAAACUGGUGGAUGCCUUGCCAUCAGUCAGACACAAGGAUAGCGUGGUAGAGUUCACCAAAUUCAACCCUGCAUGUCUCCUUCCGGAGAACAUUGAUGACUAUUGGACAUACGCAGGUUCUCUGACCACUCCUCCUCUUACUGAGGCGGUGACAUGGAUUGUGAUGAAACAGCACAUUGAAGUCAGUCACGAUCAGUUGGCAGUGUUUCGAAGCUUGCUGUUCACAUCGGCAGAAGAGCAGGAGCAAAGAAGUAUGGUCAACAACUUCCGCGUUCAGCAGGCUUUGAAGGGACGAACUGUCCGUUCGUCUUUCUCCCCCUUUCUCCAAGAUGCGCCCACAAUGGAGUAGCAACAAAACUCAAUGACCUAAUUCACAUCCUAACCUUCAAAAGAAGCACAAAAAGACUCAUCAGUCACUCUUUAUGAUGUGCUGAUAUCCGUAUGGUCUUAACUGGAUUUUGUAAAUGUUUUCACCAGAGAUUCCAUUGAAAGGGAUUAGCAAAUAUAUAGUUUAGUUAUUGAAAGAGUUAGUUUAUUCCUGUCAAAAGGUUCAUCCAAUUCAUCGUCAUUUCGCUGUAUUUGUACAAGUAAUGAAAAUAAUGCUAGAAUUUAAGAAAUUCUAAUUGCAAUAUGAAACACGCACAACAUUUCCUCUCACCGUAGUGGCAAGGGAUGUCCAUGUUUGAGGACAAACAGCCCCCUCUUGUGGAUCACUGACAAUGCACAUGCCUUGUUUUGGGGCAUUAGACCUUGCAAAGUUUUUAAUUUGUGUAUACAGUAGUUUUAGUUUAGUGCUACACUUACCUUGUUUGCUGCGAGGGAAUUUAUUUUAUGCAUGAUACUGACAAUGCCUUUCACUUUAGGUUGGUUUUUAGAUGCUAAAUACAGUUUUUUUUUUAGUAGGUCUAAUAUACAUCUAGAGAAUAUGUUAAGGCUACAUUAUAACAUUGCAGUAUAAAUAAGACUAGAAAUAUAGUCUUUAUAAAAGGUACACAAGACAUUUAGAAAUUUCAAAGGAAAAGGAGUAGAUUAAUGCACACAGUUGUUUAGUGAAGAUGCAUUACUGUUCUUGAUAUGUGCAGAAUAGGUUAGUAUCAUCCUUAGUGCCUUUUGCAUUGGACAUAAUCAUUGAUUAGUUCUCCAUUGCUCUCAUGUAAUCAGUAAUCUGCAACUGCACAAGUGGUUGGCCACAUUUGCCUUUCGGUAAAACGUGCCUCCAGUACAAAUCUACAAGUCUUUGUUGUUCUCAUGAUAUUACGUUCGUAAUUGUUCAUCUGUGGAUCUUGAACGUGUAUUUAGUGUUGGUGAUUUUAAAAAUAACAGAGAAACUAGUCUUUAUGUCAGAAUGUCUUGUAAAAUGUAUUUGGGAGCACCUGGAUGUGUCUUUCCACUAUUUCAUGAAAUACCUCUCAGAGAGGAACCUCCAUUUUUGAGCAUAUGUGCUCUAUUUAAUUUCUCCACUAGAGGUGUACAUGAAACCAGGCACAAUGUAGAAAUGAGAUCUACAGUAAGACCCACUGAUUGUUAUAUUUCAAUAUUGGUGCAUUCCGUUUUCCUUUCUGAAAUAUGCUGUAAGUGGCAAUAAAAAUGAAACUGAGACACUAAAGUUGUUAGAAACAUCCAGGACCUUUUAUGCUGCUAGUAUUAUAUGUGCAAAUGAAUUGUGCAUUUACACCUUGGGUACUUCAAUGUUUUUAGAUUGAUGAUAAUAUUUAGAAGAUGGUUGAAAAGUAACAUCAGUGUUCAGUUGUUCCAGGCAGGUGCAGAAACAGCAGAAGUUCAACAUGCAGCUAAAAUUGCCAAGAGACGCUGGUCUCUUUGUGAUGGUUGAAUAACAAUGCUCUUGUAUAAACUGUCCCUAAAAAGGCCUCUCAUUUGAAUGGGCCACCUGGUUUUCUCCCUACUUGGUCCAUGGUUGAAAUUCAAAGUGAUACUAACUAGACUGGAAAACUGGAUUUACACUGUACAAACUUUAGGUUACGGGGAGACUGGGAUCCCUUCCCUCCACCUGCCCAAGUCUUUAGCUACUCUUAUAGUAGUGAACAUUCUUUCACAUCAGGAGGCCCUGGAACAAUGUUUUCUCAUUGAAGCAGCAUUGAAUGGUGUGUGAAGACACCUUUUGUUGAAUUUGAAUUACGCAGUGAAUGAAUUAUGGAUUAAGGUUCUUGGACAUUCUGACUCUUUGCUGUUGGUAUUGAGGGCCAUGUUGGCAUGGUUUUGUACCCCCCACACACCCAUGAUUUGCCUCCGUUUUGUCACUUUUAAGGGAAUUUAAUAAACAUGGUUUAACACUAAAACUAGUUUUGUUUUAUAGACAGCCCUUUUACUUUUCACUUGAAGUCAUUUACAUAACUGUCACUUGUGCUGCCUAUAUUUUAUGAUGCAAAUGUAUGCAAAACUUUAUUAUGAUUCAUUCUUGUGUUGUGUACAAACUGCAUUAUUCAUUAUUAGUUUUAUGAGAUUUUGUAUUUGAAAUGUAUUUGGCCCAUUUUUGGUUGAUUUUCAUUUUGUUUUACUUUUGGGUGGACACAAGCAUGUGCCCUGGGGAUUUAAGCAGGAAGAGGGUGGAGCCGGAGGUUUAUGGGGGCCCCAUCCCAGCAAGAGUUGUUGCAGGUGCUGGUUAGGUCCGGAUCAGCUGCGCUAAAAAGUACGUGUUUUAGCGGACUUAGCAGAGGGGGUGCCUACAGACCCAAAAAUGAACAUCAACAAAUACACAAUAUAACCUCUCGUUCAUGCUGUCUGACAUGUAUAUUAACAUUUUAUGUGUAAAAAAUGAAAUAAAAAAAUCUUGAGCCAA
Molecule: messenger RNA, 4835 nt
Organism: Ctenopharyngodon idella (grass carp)
Lineage: Eukaryota; Metazoa; Chordata; Actinopteri; Cypriniformes; Xenocyprididae
Gene: ca5a
Product: carbonic anhydrase Va
Exons: 8
Coding region: 1557-2387 (276 amino acids)
Cellular component (GO): mitochondrion; cytoplasm
Molecular function (GO): zinc ion binding; carbonate dehydratase activity
Source: RefSeq, a predicted model, not a curated record